Mesocricetus auratus (golden hamster) is the source of this 2506-nucleotide messenger RNA. RefSeq names its product TLR adapter interacting with SLC15A4 on the lysosome. Lineage: Eukaryota; Metazoa; Chordata; Mammalia; Rodentia; Cricetidae. The transcript has 2 exons. Bases 186 to 1088 code for a protein of 300 amino acids. Gene Ontology annotation, biological process: regulation of toll-like receptor signaling pathway. The record is from RefSeq and is a predicted model, not a curated record.
UUAUGUGUCUAAAGCUGUCCUCCUUUGUAAGAUGUAAGCAGACACUGAGACACAAACCAGGCAGAAAGAACGUUUUCUGAGUUUGGAGUGGCGGCAUAUCAGAAGACCAAAUCCUUAGGUACCCUGAUAUUUGGAAAAAAUUGAAUACAAUUCACUCAUAGUUUUAGAAGAACUUGACUAAGAAAAUGCUUGGAGAAGGCUUCCUAACAGAAUUCCUUUACAACGAAGAGAAACACGCAAAAAUUUGCAAACCAGUAAGAUGUAAGAAGACAUCAAAUGAUGAAAAGGAAAAUAAUAUUUUAGCUAUACAGGACAAUUUAUCUCCCCCUCUUAAGAUGGGAAAUCAAGAGAAAGUUAUAGAAGGAUGUCUAACUGAACAAGAUAAUGAUACAUCUCAAAUGAAAUCUGUGGAUGAGCUGCCUGUUGCAAAAUUCAAAAGUACACCUCUUCCAGGAAAUGUAUCCAUUGCAUUGCCCAUUCCAAAGAGGGGCCAUGAUGAAACACAACUGGAUUUAUAUCGAUCUUGGUCAUGUACAAGCAUUUGCCAGAAUUACCCUGACCUACAGAUAGGAGGUGAUCAUGUUAGAAACAUGUAUGAUUCUGGUUGCUUUGUGGAACAUGCCCAAGAUGAUGUUUGUAAUGGUCCUCUUUUACUUUCGGUGGAUAUACCAUUGGGAUAUUCUCCUAAAAUUGAGCCUCUAGAGAAAACAUCCAGUUCAAAAUUAUUAAAUGGGGAUGAGAUUCGAGAAAAAAGCAUGUUAUCACAUAAGCAACCCCUCUCUAAUUCUAUGCUUAAUAAUUAUAUGGAAAAAAAGGUGGAUGAACUCUACAAACAGUUUCUGGAAGAAAAUCUUACCAGGUGCAUCUCUAUAACCAACUUCAUGGCUUCUAAUAUGCUGAUGAAUAAUGUUAAUCAAAUCAGCCUUCAGAUCUCUCAAGAGCAGAACAUAGAGGCGUCCAAAGCCCGAGAAGCCCUCCUCCACUCUUUAGCACUCUAUAAUCUUCGUAAUGUUUCCCACAGAAACAGUACUGAAUUAAGCACACCUAACUUACAAAUAUCAAACCAGACCAAUCGGGAACUUGUAUGACAUCUAUAGUGAGAAUCAACUAAAGAUUGGCUGGAUCAAAUAAGAGACCACAACUGGCGAUCUCUUGCAUGUUACGUCUCACUGAAUUUCCUUUGUGGUGGUGUUACUUUUUGGAGAAAUGAUUUUAUCUUUGUACAUCUGAAUUCUUGUAGGAAAUGAAGUACAAUAACUAAUAAUUAUGAUCAUUUAUGUUUUCUUUCUGUUUUGACACAUUUAGUAGUUACUACAUUCAAAUUGGUAUGUUCUGUAUGUACAUAUUGUCUCUAAGCCUUGUUUACUACAAAAGAGGUAUGAAGAGUUCAUAGUUGUAAUCGACUGAAAAGGCCAUAGAAGCUGGAUCAGGAAUGUUUAGAGGCAUAUGAUUAUUGUUUAAAUAGUCUUCUUCUUAUUUGUGGUACACAAGAUAAUUUACACUGACAACCAGAAUAACCUGGGGUAUUCUUUUUAUAUAUGCAUACACCAUUUUCAUAUGUAGAUUGAGAGGAUCUAUAGAAAGAAAAAUAUGAUUUGUCUGACUUUUAUAGGAAAGGUAGAGGAAAGAUUAGGGAAAAAUGGAGAAUCUGUUGGUUCCACUUGAAUUAAACUUGAUAUUUUUAACUCUAUUGGCACAAGGAUUAACUCUGGUAUAUCAUUGCUCUAUACCUGGUCAUUUUUAAGGCUAAAAGGAAGGAUGGCACACAGGUUGAGUAACUAAAGUGUAUAUCAAACCGCCAUCUACUUCUGAGAUUCUCUUGGCAAUGUUUUACACUGUUCUGAUUCUCUACAAUUGUGAUCCUUACUUAAAAUGAAAGAAAAUGUGUAAAAUUUGAAAUUUAAACUAAAUUAACACAAUACAUUUUAUGCAAUAUUGUGUUUUAUUGCCAAAUUGGAAACAACAUCUCAGGGCUAAGAGUUCACAUUUCUCCCAUGUGUAGUGAAAUGAUCAUUAAACACUAUUGCUUAUAAAAUAGUGUGCUAUAAACUUCUGUUAUAAAAGUCUUUUGAAUGUGUUAUAUAUUAAUGCUUUGUGUGUUAAUAAUCCCCUUUGAAUAAGUACUUCUUUAUUUAAUUUUAUAAACCAAUUCAAUAUCUUCAUAGUUUGUUAUUUUAAAUAACAUUAUUCUUCAUUUUGUAGCUUCAAUUUUCAUGAUGUAGCAUUAACUAUGUAAAAUAUCUUGCUUUUCUCUUCAUCACUCCUAUCCUUAUCAUCAUCUGCCCUAUUUUUCAAUCAAUUGCAAUCAUUCAGAUGUUUGAUUUUGAAAGACAAUGGGCAAAAUUUUGGAGAAACUGAUUUACUGUCUUGUAGAGACUGAAAAUAUUGCCUUUACUGUCUACUGGCUUGUUUGAUUUUAACAAUUCAAUACAGAUCAUCCACAUGAAAAUACAUUGAUAUUAAAGUUUAUAUUUUUGGAAAUUGAAUAAAAUGUAUUUAGACAACA